Molecule: messenger RNA, 14627 nt
Organism: Sceloporus undulatus (fence lizard)
Lineage: Eukaryota; Metazoa; Chordata; Lepidosauria; Squamata; Phrynosomatidae
Gene: HERC2
Product: HECT and RLD domain containing E3 ubiquitin protein ligase 2
Exons: 88
Coding region: 131-14104 (4657 amino acids)
Biological process (GO): protein ubiquitination
Molecular function (GO): ubiquitin-protein transferase activity; zinc ion binding
Source: RefSeq, a predicted model, not a curated record
GAGGAGGAGGGAGCGGGAUGAACUGGAGGCCCCCGGAGCCGCCUCCGCAGCAUUUUCAGCCGGGCUGAGAGGAGGCCUGGCCUCGCCUCGGUUGUCCAGGCAGCUAAAAAGGCUGGCUGGAAAAGAGAAGAUGUCUUCUGAAUCUUUUUGUUUGGCUGCUCAGACCAGGUUUGAUUCCAAAUGGCUGAAGACAGACUUACAGCUUGCUUUUACACGGGAUGGACUCUGUGGUCUAUGGAAUGAAAUGGUCAAAGAUGGAGAAAUCGUAUACACUGGAACAGAACUUUCCCAAAGUAGUGAAGCAUCUCCACGAAAAGAUGACAGUGCUGAAGGCCAAACUGGAUCAAAAAAAGAAGAUCAGAAUGACAAGGAGAGGAAAGAUGAAGAAGAUACACCAUUACCUACCUAUAAAGCCAAAUCAAUUGUUGAAAGCUGGGUUUGGGGCAAACAGCCAGAUGUGAAUGAGUUGAAAGAGUGCCUUUAUGUCCUGGUGAAGGAGCAGCAAGCUCUAGCCAAGAAAACUGCUACCACAACACUCUCUGCCCUGAGACUAAAACAGAGACUUGCGAUCUUAGAACGCUAUUUUAUUGCAUUAAAUAGGACUGUUCUUCAAGACAAUGUCAAGGUUAAGUGGAAAAGCAGCAAUAUUCCUUUGCCCGCUGUGGACAAGAAAAGUCCCAGACCUAUUGGCAAAGGUGUAGAAGGUCUUGCUCGUGUAGGAUCAAGAGCUGCUCUUUCAUUUGCUUUUGCAUUCCUGCGGAGAGCUUGGAGAUCAGGUGAGGAUGCAGAUCUUUGCAGUGAAUUGUUACAAGAGUCUCUUGAUGCCCUGAGAGCACUACCUGAAGCAUCACUCUUUGAUGAAGGAACAGUAUCAUCUGUAUGGCUGGAAGUUGUGGAGAGAGCAACUAAAUUUCUAAGGUCUGUUGUGACUGGAGAUAUCCAUGGAACCCCAGGUUCAAAAGGAUCAGGAAGCAUUCCUUUGCAAGACCAACACUUGGCACUUGCUAUAUUGCUAGAAUUAGCUGUCCAGAGAGGCACACUAAGCCAAAUGUUGUCUGCUGUUAUGCUGUUGCUUCAACUCUGGGACAGUGGCACCCGGGAAACAGAUAAUGAACGAUCAGCACAGGGAACUAGUGCCCCCCUCCUUCCUCUCCUGCAAAGAUUCCAGAAUAUAAUUUGUAAUAAAGAGAUGAACAAUACUGAAGAAGAACUUCAGAUGCUGUCUUACCCAUUAAGUCCAAAUGAAAACUUCCUACGGUAUCUGAUACUGCCACAGGACAAUGAACUAGCAAUUGAUUUAAGGCAAACAGCAGUUGUGAUUAUGGCUCACCUAGAUCGACUAGCCACUCCCUGUAUGCCUCCCCAAUGCAGUUCUCCAACAUCACAUAAGGGUUCUUUGCAAGAGGUCAUAGCAUGGGGUUUAAUUGGAUGGAAAUAUUAUGCCAAUGUGAGUGGUCCAGUUCAGUGUGAAGGACUUGCCAAUUUUGGAGUUACACAGAUUGCUUGUGCAGAGAAGCGUUUUUUAAUUUUAUCUAGAAAUGGACGUGUUUACACACAAGCAUACAAUAGUGACACACUGGGACCACAACUGGUGCAAAGUCUUGCUUCACGAAACAUUAUCAAGAUUGCAGCACAUUCUGAUGGCCACCACUACCUUGCUCUGGCAGCAACUGGAGAAGUUUUCUCUUGGGGAUGUGGAGAUGGUGGGCGACUGGGCCACGGAGAUACUGUACCUUUAGAAGAACCGAAGAUGAUUUCUGCUUUGUCCGGGAAACAGGCUGGAAAACAUGUUGUGCAUAUUGCAUGUGGAAGUACCUAUAGUGCUGCAAUCACUGCUGAAGGAGAGUUGUACACAUGGGGUCGAGGGAACUAUGGCAGACUCGGUCAUGGUUCCAGUGAAGAUCAGACAAUCCCUGUGUUGGUCACUGGACUGAAAGGAUUGAAGGUCAUUGAUGUAUCUUGUGGAAGUGGUGAUGCUCAGACGCUCGCAGUGACUGAGAAUGGUCAAGUAUGGUCUUGGGGUGAUGGAGAUUAUGGGAAGUUAGGAAGAGGUGGCAGUGAUGGUUGCAAAACUCCCAAGUUGAUAGAAAAGCUCCAGGACUUGGAUGUUGUCAAAGUACGCUGUGGGAGCCAGUUUUCAGUUGCUCUAACAAAAGAUGGGCAAGUCUACUCUUGGGGAAAGGGUGACAAUCAGAGGCUUGGGCAUGGAACAGAAGAACAUGUUCGAUAUCCCAAACUGCUAGAAGGUUUGCAAGGGAAAAAAGUGAUAGAUGUAGCAGCUGGAUCUACUCACUGUUUAGCCCUCACAGAAGAUAGUGAAGUGUACAGCUGGGGAAGCAAUGAUCAAUGCCAGCAUUUUGACACACUGAGGAUCACUAAACCUGAGCCUACUGCUCUUCCUGGAUUAGAUUCAAAGCAUAUUGUUGGCAUUGCUUGCGGGCCAGCCCAGAGCUUUGCCUGGUCAUCAUGCUCAGAAUGGUCCAUUGGUUUACGUGUGCCUUUUGUGGUAGAUGUUUGUCCGAUGACAUUUGAACAACUGGAUCUUUUACUUAGACAAGUGACAGAAGGAAUGGAUGGCACAUCUGACUGGCCACCUCCACAGGAGAAAGAAUGUAUGGCUGUGGCGACUCUGAACCUUCUAAGGCUACAGCUUCAUGCUGCAAUUAGUCAUCAAGUAGACCCAGAAUGUCUUGGUUUGGGAUUAGGCAGUGUUUUACUCAACAGCUUGAAGCAGACGGUAGUGACUUUAGCAAGUAAUGCUGGCGUGCUUAACACUGUGCAGUCAGCUGCCCAAGCAGUGCUGCAAAGUGGAUGGUCUGUGUUGUUGCCAACAGCAGAGGAACGGGCCAGGGCUCUUUCAGCACUUUUACCCAGUGCAGUUUCAGGGAAUGAAACAAAUGUAAGUCCAGGUCGUAGAUUUAUGAUUGAUCUGCUGGUUGGAAGCUUGAUGGCUGAUGGGGGUCUGGAGUCUGCUCUGAAUGCUGCUAUCACUGCAGAAAUCCAGGAUAUAGAGGCAAAAAAAGAAGCCCAAAAAGAAAAAGAAAUUGAUGAACAGGAAGCAAAUGCAUCAACACUUCAUAGGAAUAGAACACCACUGGACAAAGACCUCAUUAAUACUGGGAUUUAUGAAUCUGCAGGAAAACAAAGUUUACCUUUGGUUCAGCUGAUCCAGCAGUUAUUAAGGAACAUUGCUUCACAGACAAUAGCAAAACUGAAAGAUGUGGCUCGUCGUAUUUCUUCCUGCUUAGACCAUGAACAUUACAGUAAAGAGAGGUCUGCUUCUCUGGACUUGCUAUUGCGGUUUCAGCGUUUACUUGUUAGUAAGCUGUAUCCUGGUGAUAGUGCUGUUCAAAUCCCUAACACAUACAGCCCUGAACUUCUAGGAGUUGGUUCUCUGCUAAAGAAAUAUACAGCACUUUUGUGUACGCAUAUUGGAGACAUAUUGCCAGUUGCAACAAGCAUUGCUUCCACCAGUCAUAGGCAUUUUGCUGAAGUAACUCGGGUUGUAGAUGGAGACCUAACAGGUGUACUUCUUCCAGAGUUAGUGGUGUCAAUAGUCCUCCUUCUCAGUAAAAAUGCUGGGCUUAUACAGGAAGCUGGUGCGAUCCCUUUACUGGCUGGCCUACUAGAGCAUCUAGACAGAUUUAACCAUUUAGCUCCUGGGAAAGAGAGAGAUGACAGUGAAGACUUAGCUUGGCCAGGAAUAAUGGGGUCAUUCUUUACAGGACAGAACUGCAGAAAUAAUGAGGAAGUAACACUUAUACGGAAAGCUGAUUUGGAGAACCACAAUAAAGAUGGUGGCUUUUGGACAGUGAUCGAUGGCAAAGUGUAUGAUAUAAAGGAUUUCCAAGCACAGUCAUUAACAGGGAGCAGUAUACUUGCUCAGUUUGUAGGGGAGGAUCCUGUUGUAGCUUUAGAAGCAGCUCUGCAAUUUGAGGAUACGCGGGAAUCCAUGCAUGCCUUCUGUGUUGGCCAAUAUAUGGAGCCUGACCAGGAAGUGAUUACUACACCAGAUACUGGCAGUCUAUCAUCACCCCUCAUUGACCCAGAAAGAAACUUAGGGCUACUUCUUGGCCUACAUGCUUCCUACCUAGCAAUGAGUACACCACUUUCUCCUGUGGAGGUUGAAUGUGCCAAAUGGCUGAAAUCCUCUAUUUUCUCUGGAGGCUUGCAAACUAGCCAAAUACAUUACAGUUACAAUGAGGAGAAGGAUGAAGACCAUUGUAGUUCUCCUGGUAACACUACUCCUAACAAAUCAAAAUUGUAUUCGCAUCGCCUGACUUUAAGUGAUCACUCCCAGCCAUUUUUGCAAGCUAUUGCAGACAACAACAUCCAAGAUCACACUGUAAAGGACUUCUUAUGUCAAGUGGAGAGGUACUGCAAACAAUGCCACUUGACAACGCCUAUUACAUUCCCUCCAGAGCACCCAGUAGAAGAAGUAGGACGUUUGUUGUUAUGUUGUCUUCUAAAGCAUGAAGAUUUAGGUCAUAUAGCACUCUCACUUGUUCAUCCUGCUAUGCUAGGAGUUGACCAAGUUAAACACCGAACACUUCCAAAAUCUGUAGCAGAUGUUUGUCGUGUUGUCUACCAAGCAAAAUGUUCACUGAUCAGAACUCAUCAAGAACAAGGAAGGUCUUACAAAGAGGUUUGUGCUCCUGUCAUCGAACGUUUGAGAUUUCUCUUCAAUGAACUGCGUCCAGCUGUAUGCAACGACCUCUCAAUAAUGUCUAAGCUUAAAAGUCUAAGUUCUUUGCCCCGAUGGAGACGGGUUGUUCAGAAAAUAAUCAGAGAGAGAAGAAAAAAAGGAGUACCUAAAAAAUCUGAAUCUUCUGAUGUGGAAGAAUCCAAAAUUGGCAAUGAAGAAAGUGAUUUGGAAGAGCCAUGUGUCAUACCUCACAGCCCUGUGACAGCUGAUAAAAGACCAUUGUUGGUCAAAUCGCCUAAGGAUAAAUGGCAGCCACUGAUAAAUACAGUAACAGGGGUACAAAAAUACAAGUGGCUGAAGCAAAAUGUCCAAGGCUUGUAUCCCCAAUCUGCUCUUCUCAGCACCAUUGUUGAGUUUGCUCUAAAAGAAGAGCCCGUUGAUGUUGAAAAAAUGAGGAAGUGCUUGCUGAAGCAGUUAGAAAGAGCUGAAGUUCGUUUAGAGGGGAUUGAUACAAUUCUAAAGUUGGCAACCAAAAGCUUCUUGCUGCCUUCUGUGCAAUAUGCUAUGUUUUGUGGAUGGCAAAAACUUAUUCCUGAAGGAACAAAUAUAGGGGAACCUCUCACAGAUUGCUUAAAAGAUGUUGAUCUGAUUCCACCCUUCAAUCGUAUGCUCCUGGAAGUUACUUUUGGAAAGUUAUAUUCGUGGGCUAUUCAUAAUGUUCGGAAUAUUUUGCUUGAUGCUAAUAGUCGGUUCAAAGAACUAGGGAUCCAACCUGUACCCCUACAAACCAUUACCAAUGAGAAUCCUGCAGGACCAAGCCUUGGGACCAUUCCACAAGCACGUUUUUUAUUGGUCAUGCUUAACAUGUUAACCCUACAACAUGGUGCAAACACUUUAAAUCUCCUUCUCAAUUCUGGCAUGUUGGCAUUGACACAAACCACAUUGCGGCUGAUAGGGCCCAGUUCAGAUAAUGUUGAAGAAGACAUGCUUGCUUCAUCUCAUGGUGCCUCUGCUACAGUACUAGAAGAAUCUAGAAAGGAGACAACUCCAGUUCAACUUCCUGUUUCAGGGCCAGAGCUGGCAGCCAUGAUGAAGAUUGGUACCAGAGUGAUGAGGGGAGUAGACUGGAAAUGGGGUGAUCAGGAUGGACCACCCCCAGGCUUGGGUCGUGUGAUUGGAGAACUAGGUGAAGAUGGCUGGAUUAGAGUUCAGUGGGACACUGGCAGCACCAAUUCUUACAGGAUGGGAAAAGAAGGAAAAUACGAUCUCAAAUUGGCUGAGCCACCAGUUGCUUCUCAGCCUGCCACAGAAGACUCAGAUACAGAGGAUGAUUCUGAAGGAGAACAAGUUGAAAGAAAUCUCCAUCCUACUUCCAUGAUGCUGACCAGUACAGUAAAUCUACUGCAAACUCUAUGCCUCUCUGCUGGAGUCCAUGCCGAAGUAAUGCAGAACGAAGCCACUAGAACAUUGUGUGGACUACUCCGCAUGCUGGUAGAAAGUGGAACUGUAGAUAAAUCAACUUCUUCACCAAAUACCUUGGUUAAUAAAGAACAGCACAGAAACUGGUGCAUGUUGGGAUUCAUCCGAAGUAUAGCACUCAUGCCUCAAAUGUGCAGCACUCUUAGUACAUCACAGUGGAUAACUCUGCUAAUGAAAAUUGUAGAGGGACAUGAAUCAUUCACUGCUGCAUCUCUACAGCGACAGAUCCUUGCAGUACACUUACUCAAAGCAGUGCUUCCUUCCUGGGAUAAAACUGAAAGAUCAAGGGAUAUGAAAUUCCUUGUGGAAAAACUAUUUGGUUUCCUGGGUAGCCUCCUUACUACUUGUUCUUCUGAUAUCCCACUGCUCAGAGAAUCUACUCUGAGGAGGAGAAAAGCCAGGCCUCAGGCUUCUCUGACUGCAACUCACAGCAGUACUUUAGCUGAAGAGAUAGUGGCACUGCUGAGGACAUUGCAUUCACUGAGCCAAUGGAAUGGACUCAUAAACAAGUACAUCAACUCUCAGCUAACCUCCAUCACCCACAUCUUUGCAGGAAAACAGUCAGAAGGGGCUGUUCUGGAAGACUUCUUCCCUGACUCGGAGAGUCCAGAGGUGGGAAGCCUAAUGGCUGUUUUAGCAGUCAUCGGUGGAAUAGAUAGUCGCUUGCGGUUAGGUGGCCAAGUCAUUCAUGAUGAGUUUGGCGAAGGCACAGUAACAAGGAUCACCCCAAAGGGAAAAAUCACAGUCCAGUUUUAUGAUAUGAGGACCUGUAGAGUCUGCCCUCUUAGCCAGCUAAAACCACUGCCCGUGAUUCCUUUUAAUGUUAACAACUUGCCAUUCACUGAACCGAUGCUAUCUGUCUGGGCACAGCUAGUGAACAUGGCUGGAAGUAAAGUCGAAAAACACAGAAUGAAGACUCCUAAUCAGGGUGUUUCAGGACAAAUAGACUUGGACUUGCUGAGAUGCCAGCAAUUAAAACUAUACAUACUAAAAGCAGGUCGAGCUCUGCUUUCUCACCAGGAUAAAUUAAGGCAAAUCUUAUCUCAACCAGCAGUGCAAGAUGCUGGCUCAGUCCCCACAGAUGAUGGUGCAGUGGCAUCACCUGAUGUCGGAGACAUGUCUCCUGAAGGACCCCAGCCUCCUAUGAUCCUCUUGCAACAGCUGUUGACAGCAGCAACUCAACCAUCACCGGUGAAGGCAAUAUUUGAUAAGCAGGAGCUUGAGGCGGCUGCAUUGGCUGUGUGUCAGUAUCUAGCUGUAGAGUCUGCACAUCCAUCAACUCCCAUCUUUGAAGAUUGUAGUUCCAGUGAGGCCACAACACCCGUUACAGUUCAGCAUAUCAGACCUGCAAAAGUUAAAAAACGCAAAGUAUCUCCUAUCCCACCUCUUCCAAUUGUAGUGCAGGUUAUGGAAAUGGGAUUCCCUAGGAAGAAUAUAGAGUUUGCACUGAAGUCACUGUCAGGAACCACUGGAAAUGCUUCUGGGUUACCAGGGGUGGAAGCCUUGGUGGGCUGGCUUUUGGAUCAUCCUGAUGUUCAAAUUACGGAUCUCUCAGAUGGGGACACAGUAUCUGAUGAAUAUUCAGAUGAAGAAAUUACAGAGGAGGUUGAGGAAGCAGAAGCUGCAUAUCCUGUGUCCAGUGGUGCCGUUGUAACAGAAAGUCAGACUUACAAGAAACGAGCUGAUUUCCUAAGUAAUGAUGAUUAUGCUGUCUAUGUGCGAGAGAACAUUCAGGUGGGGAUGAUGGUUCGAUGUUGUAGAACAUAUGAAGAGGUUUGUGAGGGUGAUGUGGGAAAAGUUAUUAAAUUGGACCGGGACGGGCUGCAUGAUCUCAAUGUGCAGUGUGAUUGGCAACAGAAAGGUGGCACUUACUGGGUCAGAUAUAUCCACGUUGAGCUUAUAGGAUUUCCACCACAGAGCUCUCCUUCACACAUAAAGAUUGGCGACAAAGUGCGAGUCAAAACCUCUGUAACCACUCCCAAGUACAAAUGGGGAUCCGUAACCCAUAGAAGUGUGGGUGUUGUAAAAGCUUUUAGUGCGAAUGGUAAAGAUGUCAUUGUUGACUUUCCCCAGCAGUCUCACUGGACUGGACUGUUAUCAGAAAUGGAACUGGUUCCCAGCAUUCAUCCAGGGGUUACAUGUGAUGGCUGUCAGAUGUUUCCCAUUAAUGGACCUCGGUUUAAAUGCAGAAACUGCGAUGACUUUGAUUUCUGUGAAACCUGUUUUAAAACCAGGAAGCACAACACACGACACACUUUUGGCAGAAUAAACGAACCAGACCUUCAUGGUAAAUUCCCCAUUUUGUUUUAUGUUAUAAUAUACAUUUGUACUAUCAAUAAAAGUAACUGCUUUCUGCAAACUAUACUUUUUGAUCUCAAAACUAUUUCUUACAUUGUUUACAAUUUACAGAUAAAAGUCCCUUCAUUUUCUGAGACCCUGUCUGCCUUAAAUGUAGUGCAGGUAGCUGGUGGGUCUAAAAGUCUUUUUGCAGUGACUGUAGAAGGUAAAGUCUAUGCCUGUGGAGAGGCCACUAAUGGAAGACUGGGAUUAGGUUUAUCAAGUGGAACUGUGCCUAUUCCCCGGCAGAUUACGGCUCUCAGUAAUUAUGUAGUCAAGAAAGUUGCUGUUCAUUCAGGUGGCCGUCAUGCUAUGGCUUUAACUGUUGAUGGGAAGGUAUUCUCUUGGGGUGAAGGAGAUGAUGGAAAACUUGGACAUUUCAGUAGAAUGAACUGUGAUAAACCAAGGCUGAUAGAAGCACUGAAAACAAAACGUAUCCGUGACAUUGCCUGUGGUAGUUCUCACAGUGCUGCCAUUACAUCUAGUGGUGAAUUAUAUACGUGGGGACUUGGCGAAUAUGGUCGACUUGGGCAUGGAGACAAUACUACACAACUUAAACCAAAGAUGGUUAAGGUGCUUCUUGGGCAUAGAGUGAUUCAAGUUGCCUGUGGAAGUAGAGAUGCUCAGACGUUGGCACUGACAGAUGAAGGACUAGUAUUUUCCUGGGGAGAUGGAGACUUUGGAAAACUGGGUCGAGGAGGAAGUGAAGGAUGCAACAUUCCUCAGAACAUUGAAAGGCUGAAUGGCCAGGGAGUCUGCCAGAUUGAGUGUGGAGCUCAGUUCUCUUUGGCUCUUACAAAAUCUGGUGUGGUGUGGACAUGGGGCAAAGGAGACUACUUCAGGCUAGGACAUGGUACAGAUGUUCAUGUAAGAAAGCCGCAAGUAGUAGAAGGGCUGAGAGGGAAGAAGAUAGUUCAUGUGGCAGUAGGUGCACUCCAUUGCCUAGCAGUCACCGACACAGGGCAGGUGUAUGCUUGGGGUGAUAAUGAUCAUGGACAGCAAGGCAAUGGAACUACUACAGUCAACAGAAAACCCACUCUGGUUCAGGGUUUAGAAGGCCAGAAAAUUACUCGUGUAGCAUGUGGAUCUUCCCACAGUGUGGCUUGGACAACAAUGGAUGUAGCUACACCUUCUGUGCAUGAACCAGUUCUCUUUCAAACAGCGAGAGACCCUUUAGGCGCAUCCUAUUUAGGUGUCCCAUCAGAUGCAGAUUCUUCUGCUGCUAGUAACAAAAUCAAUGGUACAAACAGCUCCAAACCUAACCGACCUUCUCUUGCCAAGAUCCUUUUGUCACUAGAUGGCAACCUUGCCAAACAGCAGGCUUUAUCUCAUAUAUUGACAGCUUUGCAAAUCAUGUAUGCCAGGGAUGCUGUGGUUGGAGCAUUGAUGCCUGCAAGUAUGAUUGCACCAGUAGAAUGUUUGUCUUCAUCUCCUGCACCACCUCCAGACCUUUCUUCCACAGGCAGUACUUCCAGUGGAGAAGAAAAUAUGCUAGUGAUAGAUGUAGAAGAGCGAUUAAGCCCAACCCCUUGGCAAGACAGGAGAACAGAGGUGGCUUCUUCAGAAGAUGCUGUAACUCCUCCUGCUGUGACUCCCUCUGCCACUGCAGCCUCAUCUCGUCCUUUCAUUCCUGUCACAGAUGACCCUGGAGCAGCUAGUAUAAUAGCAGAGACGAUGACCAAAACCAAAGAGGAUGUGGAAAGCCAAAGUAAGGUCUCUGGUCCUGAACCACAAUACUUGGAUGAAUUUACUGGUCUCCUGGUUCCAGAUGACACCAGAGUCAUGGUUGAUCUGCUGAAGCUGGCUGUGUCCAGUCGUGCUGGAGAGAAGGGAAAAGAUGUUCUUUCAGCUGUGCUGUCUGGCAUGGGUACUGCUUACCCUCAGGUUGCUGAUAUGUUGUUGGAGCUGUGUGUUACAGAAUUAGAAGAUGUGGCAACUGAUUCACAAAGUGGUCGUUUGUCUUCACAACCUGUGGUGGUGGAAAGUAGUCAUCCCUAUACAGAUGAUACUUCCACAAGUGGCACAGUUAAAAUACCAGGUGCUGAAGGACUUAGAGUAGAGUUUGAUCGCCAGUGUUCUACAGAGCGACGCCAUGAUCCGCUCACUGUCAUGGAUGGAGUCAAUCGGAUAGUUUCUGUGAGAUCAGGUCGAGAAUGGUCUGACUGGUCUAGUGAACUGCGCAUUCCAGGAGAUGAAUUAAAAUGGAAAUUUAUCAGUGAUGGUUCUGUAAAUGGAUGGGGCUGGCGCUUCACAGUUUAUCCCAUCAUGCCAGCAGCAGGUCCAAAAGACCUUCUGUCUGAUCGCUGCAUACUUUCUUGCCCCUCGAUGGAUUUAGUAACAUGUUUACUGGAUUUCCGUUUGAAUUUUGCAUCUAAUAGGAGCAUUGUUCCUCGCUUAGCAGCCUCACUAGCAGCAUGUGCUCAGCUGAGUGCUUUAGCUGCUGGCCACAGGAUGUGGGCCUUACAAAGACUACGGAAGUUGCUAACCACUGAGUUUGGCCAGUCAAUUAACAUCAAUAGAAUACUGGGAGAUAAUGAUGGUGAAGCACGCACUAUGAGUUUCACCGGCAGUGCCUUAGCUGCUUUGGUUAAAGGCCUUCCUGAAGCUUUGCAGCGGCAAUUUGAUUAUGAAGAUCCCAUUGUCAGAGGUGGCAAGCAAUUACUCCACAGCCCCUUUUUUAAGGUGCUUGUAGCACUUGCUUGUGACCUAGAACUGGAUACACUUCCCUGCUGUGCAGAGACACAUAAAUGGGCUUGGUUUCGAAGAUACUGCAUGGCUUCCAGGGUUGCUGUAGCCCUUGAUAAGAGAACACCGUUGCCUCGCCUCUUCCUUGAUGAGGUGGCCAAGAAAGUUCGUGAAUUAAUGGCUGAUAAUGAAAAUAUGGAUGUUUUACAUGAGAGUCACGAUGUUUUUAAGAGAGAGCAAGAUGAACAGCUUGUGCAGUGGAUGAAUAGGCGACCAGAUGAUUGGACACUUUCUGCAGGAGGGAGUGGAACUAUUUAUGGCUGGGGCCAUAAUCACAGAGGACAGCUUGGAGGCAUUGAAGGUGCAAAGGUCAAAGUUCCUACUCCAUGUGAAGCCCUUGCCACACUUAGACCCGUGCAGUUAAUUGGCGGCGAGCAAACACUUUUUGCAGUGACUGCUGAUGGGAAGUUAUAUGCCACUGGAUAUGGUGCUGGUGGAAGGCUUGGAAUUGGAGGGACAGAGUCUGUUUCUACUCCAACACUGUUAGAAUCUAUUCAGCAUGUGUUUAUAAAGAAAGUUGCAGUAAAUUCUGGAGGAAAGCAUUGCCUAGCCCUGUCUUCAGAGGGAGAAGUCUAUUCCUGGGGUGAGGCAGAAGAUGGCAAACUGGGUCAUGGCAACAGAAGCCCUUGUGAUCGUCCUCGAGUAAUCGAAUCUUUGCGAGGCAUAGAAGUGGUUGACAUUGCAGCUGGUGGUGCACACAGCGCAUGUAUUACUGCUGCGGGAGAUCUUUACACAUGGGGCAAAGGAAGAUAUGGACGUCUUGGCCAUGGAGAUAGUGAGGAUCAGCUAAAACCGAAACUGGUGGAAGCACUCCAGGGCUACCGUGUGAUUGACAUAGCCUGCGGCAGUGGAGAUGCACAGACGCUGUGCUUGACAGAUGAUGAUACUGUCUGGUCAUGGGGAGAUGGAGACUAUGGAAAACUUGGCAGAGGAGGUAGUGAUGGCUGUAAGGUGCCAAUGAAGAUCGAUUCCCUCACAGGAGUUGGAGUAGUUAAAGUAGAAUGUGGCUCUCAGUUUUCUGUGGCUCUUACCAAGUCUGGAGCUGUGUAUACAUGGGGUAAAGGAGAUUACCAUCGAUUAGGCCAUGGAUCAGAUGACCAUGUUCGAAGACCUCGUCAAGUCCAGGGAUUGCAAGGAAAGAAAGUCAUUGCCAUUGCAACUGGUUCAUUGCACUGUGUAUGUUGUACUGAAGAUGGUGAAGUUUAUACAUGGGGAGAUAAUGAUGAAGGGCAGCUUGGAGAUGGGACAACAAAUGCCAUUCAGAGACCACGUCUGGUUGCUGCUCUUCAGGGUAAAAAGAUUAACAGAGUGGCUUGUGGUUCAGCACACACCUUAGCCUGGUCUACCAGCAAGCCAGCAAAUGCAGGGAAGCUCCCUACACAGGUUCCUAUGGAAUACAAUCAUCUACAAGAAAUUCCUAUCAUUGCCUUGAGAAAUAGGUUGCUGUUACUGCAUCACAUCUCUGAACUCUUUUGUCCUUGCAUUCCCAUGUUUGAUCUUGAGGGCCGCCUUGAUGAAACUGGCCAGGGCCCAUCAGUGGGAUUUGAUACAUUACGAGGAAUUUUGAUAUCUCAAGGAAAGGAGGCAGCAUUUAGAAAGGUUGUUCAAGCAACUAUGGUGAGAGAUCGACAACAUGGGCCAGUUGUGGAACUCAACAGAAUACAAGUAAAGCGUUCCAGAAGCAAAGGAGGAUUGGCUGGUCCAGAUGGCACAAAAUCUGUUUUUGGACAAAUGUGUGCUAAAAUGUACUCAUUUAGCCCAGACAGUCUCCUCUUGCCCCAUCGUGUUUGGAAAGUCAAAUUUGUUGGUGAAUCUGUGGAUGACUGUGGUGGAGGUUACAGUGAAUCAAUAGCAGAAAUGUGUGAGGAACUUCAAAAUGGUCUGACGCCACUUUUGAUUGUCACUCCCAAUGGAAGGGAUGAAUCAGGAGCAAACAGAGACUGCUUUCUUUUAAACCCUGCGGCAAAGUCUUUGUUGCACAUGAAUAUGUUUCGCUUCCUUGGGGUUUUGCUGGGGAUUGCUAUUCGGACUGGAAGCCCGUUAAGCCUUAAUUUGGCAGAACCUGUAUGGAAACAGUUGGCAGGAAUGAACUUAACAAUUGCUGAUCUCAGUGAGGUCGAUAAGGAUUUUAUUCCUGGACUUAUGUACAUCCGAGACAAUGAGGCUACUUCUGAAGAAUUUGAAGCCAUGAGCCUGCCUUUUACAGUGCCAAAUGCCAGUGGCCAAGAUAUUCAACUUAGUUCCAAAUACACCCAUAUUACACUAGAUAAUCGAGCUGAAUAUGUGAGGCUGGCAAUAAACUACAGACUUCAUGAAUUUGAUGAGCAAGUUGCUGCAGUUCGAGAAGGGAUGGCCCGCGUUGUCCCUGUUCCUCUUCUUUCACUUUUCACAGGAUUUGAACUGGAAACAAUGGUGUGCGGGAGUCCAGAUAUUCCUCUUCAUCUUCUGAAAUCUGUGGCCACAUAUAAAGGGAUUGAGCCUACAGCUUCCCUUAUACAAUGGUUCUGGGAAGUAAUGGAAUCCUUCUCCAACACGGAACGUUCUCUUUUUCUGCGCUUUGUAUGGGGCAGGACCAGGCUUCCUAGAACAAUUGCAGAUUUCAGAGGCAGGGACUUUGUCAUCCAGGUUCUAGAUAAAUACAAUCCUCCAGAUCACUUCCUUCCUGAGUCAUAUACAUGCUUCUUUCUGCUGAAACUGCCCAGGUAUUCAUGCAAACAGGUGCUAGAAGAGAAAUUGAAAUAUGCCAUCCAUUUCUGUAAGUCUAUAGACACUGAUGACUAUGCUCGAAUAGCACUGACGGGAGAGCCAACUGCUGAUGACAGUAGUGAUGACUCCGACAAUGAAGAUGCAGACUCUUUUGCUUCAGAUUCUACACAGGAUUAUUUAACUGGGCACUGAAAGGGAAUGUCCCCUUGGCAGCAGUUGAUACUGCAAGCACUGAGGCAAGCAGCCACAAAAUAGCUUUUGAGCAGAGGACUGCGUAGUGAACAGGAUACAAAGGCAUGUAACCAGAGAACUACUAAUUAUUACUCAACGUGGGGAGCUUGCAUUAUUGUAGGAAUAAUGACUGAUAACUAAAGUAACUUUCUCUAGGGUAAUUGGGUGCCAUAAAUGGGCAUUGAACAUCUGUUUUAAUAGCUGAAGGUCCCCUUCUUUCCCUUUAUGCUGCACUGCAGGUAGAAAUUUGUGUUUACUGAUGUGUUGUAAAUGUUUAUAAAAAUAUUAGUAGAGUGGAAUUUAAAUGAUUGAAAUCUUUUAAAUUGUGGGUGCAAUAGAUUUUUUUUUCCAAAUUAAGUGUUGUGUUCUUUGCAUCUUCUUGAUUGUAUAUUGGAACUACUGUGCAAUGACUGAAUAGUAUUAUAAAUAUUUCGAUUAACUUUACUAGCUGUUUUGUUUAUUAAAAUACUUUUUGGAACACUCA